AUGUCGUCUCUCCCCAAGACAUACAAGGCCGCCGUGCUCAAGGCCCACGGCGCCGAUCUCGAGCUCCAAGAUCUCCCUCUGGUGCUGCCAACCAAGGGCCAGAUUCUCGUCAAGGUGCUCGCCUGUGGUAUCUGCCACUCGGAUGCCUGGCUCCAGGAGUCGGCGCCCGUCACGUUUCCCGCUGUUCCCGGCCACGAGAUUGUCGGCGACGUCGUGGCCAUCGGCGAGGAUGUGACGCUGUUCAAGGAGGGCGACCGCGUGGGCAGUGGAUGGCACGGAGGCCACGACGGCACCUGCCGCACGUGCCAGCGCGGGCACUUUCAGAACUGCGAGAGCCAGGCGGUCAACGGGCUCAACAAGAGCGGCGGCUACGCCGAGUACGUGAUCCUGCGGGCCGAGGCGGCGGCGCGGGUCCCGCGGGACAUGGACGUGGCCACAGUAGCGCCGCUGUUCUGCGCCGGCGUGACCGUGUUCAACGCCAUCCGCAAGAUGCAUGUUGAGCAAGGCACGCUGGUGGCGGUGCAGGGGCUGGGCGGGCUGGGCCACCUGGCGGUGCAGUUCUGCCGCACCAUGGGCUACAAGACCAUCGCCGUGUCGCGCGGCACCGACAAGCGCGACUUUGCCUUCGAGCUCGGCGCCCACGGCUACAUCGACACCAACCUCGAGGACCCGGCGGCGGCGCUGCAGAAGCUCGGCGGCGCUGCUAUGAUCGUGUCGACGGCGCCCCACGGCCCGUCUAUGACCAAGCUGCUGCCCGGCUUGCAGCCUUACGGCAAGCUGGUCGUGCUGGCCCCCGUCGGCAACGUCGAGUUCGACACCACUGCCAUCGCUGUCCAGGGCCUGCAGGUCGUCGGCUGGCCGUCGGGCAUCGCGCUCGACUGCGAGGAGACGCUCGACUUUGUCAAGACGCACGGCGUCAAGUGCAUGGUGCAGACGUUUCCCCUGGCCGACUUCCACAACGCCUUUGAGGGGAUGAAGGCCGGCACGCCGCGCUUCAGGAACGUCCUUGUCAUGUAA
This is a messenger RNA of Lasiosphaeria miniovina, 1017 nucleotides long. RefSeq names its product chaperonin 10-like protein. The coding region runs from base 1 to 1017 and encodes 338 amino acids. The record is from RefSeq and is a predicted model, not a curated record. Lineage: Eukaryota; Fungi; Ascomycota; Sordariomycetes; Sordariales; Lasiosphaeriaceae. Gene Ontology annotation, molecular function: zinc ion binding; alcohol dehydrogenase (NAD+) activity. Gene Ontology annotation, cellular component: cytoplasm. The transcript is spliced from 2 exons.